UGUAAUUCAAAGUGCAUCUCCUGCAUUUGAGGAAGGACAAAUUCAUGAUUGAAUGGUGGAUUAAUAAGUAGCUUCUUAUUCCAAGAGUAGAAGAUAUCCUGGAAGUUGGAAGAACUGGAUUUUCACCCUAGUCCAGCAGCUUUGCUGCUCACUUAAACACAGAUGAAUGAAGACCCCAUUUGGAAAAUCACCAGGUCAGCGGUCCAGAGCUGAUGCAGGUCAUGCAGGAGUGUCUGCCAGCAUGAUGAAGAAAAGAACUUCCCACAAAAAGCAUAGGAACAAUGUGGGACCAAGCAAACCUAUUUCUCAGCCGCGAAGAAAUAUUGUAGGCUGCAGAAUACAGCAUGGAUGGAAAGAAGGGAGUGGACCUGUAACACAAUGGAAAGGCACAGUUCUUGAUCAAGUUCCUGUAAAUCCCUCUCUCUAUCUUAUAAAGUAUGAUGGAUUUGACUGUGUGUAUGGACUAGAACUGCACAAAGAUGAAAGAGUUUCAGCACUUGAAGUUCUUCCAGACAGAGUUGCUUCAUCUCGAAUUAGUGAUGCCCACCUGGCAGACACCAUGAUUGGCAAAGCUGUGGAACAUAUGUUUGAGACAGAGGAUGGCUCAAAAGAUGAAUGGAGGGGGAUGGUUUUGGCUCGUGCUCCUAUUAUGAACACAUGGUUUUAUAUUACCUACGAGAAAGAUCCCGUCUUGUACAUGUACCAACUCUUAGAUGAUUAUAAAGAAGGUGACCUUCGCAUUAUGCCUGAUUCAAAUGAUUCACCUCCUGCAGAACGGGAACCGGGUGAAGUUGUGGACAGCCUGGUAGGCAAACAAGUGGAAUAUGCCAAAGAAGAUGGCUCAAAAAGGACUGGCAUGGUCAUUCAUCAAGUUGAAGCCAAACCAUCUGUGUAUUUCAUCAAGUUUGAUGAUGAUUUCCAUAUUUAUGUCUACGAUUUGGUGAAGACAUCCUAGACAUCAUCAUGAACUUUAGCCAAAUUUGUGGAACUAUGAAAUGUAAAAUUUGUAGACACAAAGACUUGACUGCUUUCCAGUUUAAUGAAAGCUUAAAUGUCCCUGCGAACCCACAAUCUCUGCCAGCAAAACUGUUUUGUUCUGAAUAAUAUAAACAAACGUGACACAUUUUGUGUAAGAGAACUCCUUUUCUUAAAGGAAGUCAAUAUAUUUGGGCAGGAGGGAGUUAAAAGCAAAGAACAGCUGCAAAUUCAAGCUGUGUAAAGUUGAUCUAGUAUUGUAAUCAUUGAUCUAAAUUUUUUCAUAGAUUUUAACUUUUUCUUCAAUCUUGCACUCACUUGUUCAACUGCCACAUGCAAGUGUAGUUUGAUAUUUUGAUAUGCCUUCUUUUGUAACAUUAAAUUUAAUUUCUUGGCUACUGGCAGUCCUUGUUUUCAGGGUUGAGACAGUCGUGAUUUUUCUGAAAGGUUUAAACAGUUUGUGCAGUGUUGAGGAAUGCCUAACCCAAGUAACAUCAAUCUGCUGUGUUUCUACACUUUAUUUCAAAUUUAGUUUUUUAAGAACUUGCAGUACAUGGAAAUACUUGUGCAUUUUUACUAGUCACAGGGCAGUAGGAUAUCAAGUGUUCAACUUACGCACCUUUCAGUGAAAAGGCUUUAACUAUAAAAAUGUAUUUAAUCCGUAUAACCAGUUAAUUAGAAAAUCCAGGUUAACGGCCCGUAUUUACAAGUUGUAGGAACCAGUAAAAUACAUGCAACAAGGCUGCCUUCAAUCCUAAAUGUUGUACUUCUUUCUUUGUUUGUUACACGCACUUCUUAGCAAAACCCAAGUGCUUGAUGCCACAACUUUAACAGUAUAUAUGCUACUUCAGAAGACAUUAGACUACGCAUUGGCAAUCAGUAGUCUCUCAUUUAAUAUCAGAACCUAGCAACCUGAAUGUUUGUGUGUGGACUUAGAAGCCUAACAGUAGUUAAUAUUUUACAUGGUAAAUACAAAAUCUCAUGCCGGGGGGGUGGGAGGGGCUGUCCUUUUACCUUGAAGACUUACUUUAGAGAAGGAGAAGCAUUUGUUGCCUUCUGCUCAGUCUGUUGGAUUCCUUUGGUUGGUUUGGUUUUAAUCAUUUUGGUUCAAGAAGGCAUCUUCCCAAUUUAUUCUUUUUCUGGCUUUUCCACAUAAGGAGUAUCCGGACGAAUCUACAGCUUAAACCUGUUGUUGCCUUUUGUGGUGUACAUUGUACUUGCUUUGAGGUAUGCCGUUAAAGUGAAUUUCAUUCUAUGAACACUAGAGUUCUGCAUGCCAGUGGUGUACUAUCUAACGGAAGCUAUAGGCAGUCUCAGUGUUUCGAUCAUCUGCAUUAGAUUGUGGAUGUAAAUAGCAGCCCACAACAGCAAAAUCCUUUCACAGUUUUAAUCUUGAAAGAUAGUUGUAAAUGAAAAUUAGAGGUUUUUAAGUAUGGCAGCUUUUUAAAGUAUCAGAAUUUCAACCAUGAUCAGCAGAACAACAAAAUUGUUAUGUUAAAUUAAGGUAGAGCUCUGCAAGUUUCAAAGACCUACUUCACAGAAAUACAGUAUGUGAAGACAGUCAACACUGUUGAUGGAAGGAACAAAUACCCUGAUAUCCAUCCGCAUGCCAUUAGUGGAGUGAUGCAGGAGAGGUGCUGUUAAUCAAAGUCUGGAGGUCCGGAUGACCUCUAUUGUGGGUGUUCUUGAUAUUGAAGACUCAGUGGUUUGAGCCCCUUUCUGUCCAUUUUUUGGCCUGAUUUCAUAUUUUAGCCUUAAGGCUUGUGCCUCAUUAUGCUGUUGAAUGGUAAUAAAUACUCUCCAUAUAAAUAGGAUACCUUAAUUCUUUGUCCAUUGCUACUAUAUUGCAUUAUGUCCGGUAUUUCAUCAUGGGCAGCCAAAGGCAGGCUAUUGUCUUUUAGUGAAUAGCUUCUCAAUGCAGUCCUUAAGCACUAAGUACCUGAGUCCUAAAUGUUCCUUGUGUUUUGAACCAAGUGAGCAGAUUUGCAACACAGUGUUUUCAUCCUGCAGAUCUGUUAUGUGUUUUCUAUUGACUCUUAAGAGUCCUGCAUGUAAAUCUCAAAGCUGAGCCUGGCUCCAUGAGCCCAAGUUGAUAUUUGUGGCACAAGAAUGAGUGAGUGUAUUGAUUACACACAGGAUACAUGAAUAACCUAGUACACUGAACUUUGGGCUAUGUAUCUGAGGAAUACAAGGUUUAUUUUGAAAUAUCAGAGGUUUAGGUCUACUGGAACAUUUUUAGCAUUAGGCUUGCAUUUGUGGGUUUUCUGCAAGCCUCUUGAAUACACCACGUAUUCUGCCAAUUAGAGCAUAAUCUAUAAACUGUAAAUUUUAUGGUUGUUUUUAGAUGUCCCCAUUGUCUCUUGCGUAGGUAUUUCUUUUCAUCUUUACUUUCCUUUUUUUUUUAAUAGCUUAAACCACCUUUUUGAGGCUUGAGACUAAUUCCACUCCCUGCCCAUCUGCUUUGGGCUUUGUUUUAGGCUCAUGUUUCAGAUCUGCAUGCAGUGCUUGCGUUACCCUGGUAACUAAAUGUUGGUUCCUUGUUAUAGGGGUUCAACAUUACUUUCCAAAAUCACAUAAGGCUUGUGAUGGCACAAGCCAUGGAUCUUUGUAUAAAAGUUAUGCGCCUUUCACAUUUACCUGCUGUAGUAUUGUUGUAUAUUGUGUGUGUGCGUGUGUGUGAUGUCAGGCUGCCAUGUAAAACUUUUUAAAAGGGGAAAAAAAACACCUUAAAUGCAGACCAUCCUUUUUUGCAUGCUUAGAGAGUUAGAACAUUCAAUGUAACGAACUUUUAACAAAGUUGCAUGUUAAAAUGUUUAGGUUUUUGUUUUGUUCUGUUUUUAUUUUGUGUUCAGUUUUUUGUGAAUUUGCUUAUUGUGCUGUUUUAAUGGUUGUUAGUAGGGUUAAAUGCACCGGUGAGACGAGCAUAGUGCCAACGGAAGGUAAUUUUCCAGUUGUAUGUGUCAUACAGCAUUUGAAGGGACCAUGUAUUCUGUUAAAGAAAAAAUUGCAAAACACUACGUUUUUCUUCUUUCGAGUGCCAAACCUUAAACUAUGUUGGAGCAGACUGUGGGGAAAACCCUUUUUAUUGCAACAGGUAGAAGCCUUCUUUAAGUGAAUUAUUUUAAAACUGGGGCUUCAUGUUCAGACAGAAUUGACUAGUUGCAUCAGGGAAAAUAAUUAUGGUAAAAACAGUUUCUGGUUCCUUGAAAAUGCUGUGCUUUUUGUAUUUUACAUCAUUAGUGCAAUUUGGAUGGUUCUUGGUAUGUGUAUAGUUCAAAGGUCUUCGUGUUCACAUUUUAAAAUUAGGUAAUAACUUCAUCUUUAGAGCUUGGUUUCAUUAUUUUUAUUUUACUUUGAACAAUGUAGACAGUUCCCUGUUCUCUGCAUUUAGAAGUAUAAACACUUUAAAUCUGUUACUUAAUUCUGUAAGUAAUUUUUAUAAUUAUGAUGUAACUCUAUCCUUAAAACAUUUAAAAUAAACCCUUUAUGUGCAACUUA
Molecule: messenger RNA, 4473 nt
Organism: Leptosomus discolor (cuckoo roller)
Lineage: Eukaryota; Metazoa; Chordata; Aves; Leptosomiformes; Leptosomidae
Gene: SPIN1
Product: spindlin 1
Biological process (GO): gamete generation
Source: RefSeq, a predicted model, not a curated record